CCGCCGCCGCGCCGCCGGGAGGAGGCGGAGGAGGAGGCGGAGGCAGGCGGGGCGGCCGAGGACCCGGCUCUGGCAGAGCUCCGAGGGUCCGGCCGGCUGUAAUUCCCCCCUAAUCCCCUGCACGGCGGCGCUUCCCCGGCCAAGCCAUGGCCGCGGCUCCCCCGCCAUGCCGAGCCUAGCGGGGAGCGGGCGGAGCGGCGCCCGGGAGGCGCACAAAAUGAAGACCCUGAUGCGCCACGGGCUGGCCGUCUGCUUGGCGCUUACCACCAUGUGCACCAGCUUGUUGCUCAUGUACGGCGGCAUCGGAGGCGGCGGUGGGGGCCACCCGGAGCCUCGGCGGCGGCAGCAGCAGCAGCAGCAGGUGGCGGCGGUGCCCAGCCGCCCGCCGGUACGCGGCCAGCACCGGCCGGCGCUCCCCGUCGGAGCCGGACUCCUGGAGGGCUACAUCAGCGUCCUGGAGCACAAGCCUUUAAAAAUGCACUGCAAGAGCUGUGCAUUGGUAACCAGUUCUGGACACCUUCUGGGAAGUAAGCAAGGUGACAGAAUCGACGAGACGGAGUGCGUAAUACGAAUGAAUGAUGCACCUACUCGAGGUUACGGACAGGAUGUUGGGAACAAAACAAGCCUGCGAGUCAUUGCACACUCCAGUAUUCAGAGGAUUUUGCGCAAUCGCAACGAACUCUUAAACAUGAGCCACGGUGCUGUGUUCAUCUUCUGGGGUCCCAGCAGCUACAUGAGGAGAGAUGGUAAAGGCUUGGUGUACAACAACCUGCAGCUGAUGAAUCAGAUACUGCCUCAAUUAAAAGCAUACAUGAUUUCUCGCCACAAGAUGCUUCAAUUUGAUGACCUUUUUAAACGGGAAACUGGGAAAGACAGGAAGAUAUCCAACACUUGGCUUAGCACGGGCUGGUUCACAAUGACUAUCGCAUUAGAGCUGUGUGACAGGAUAAAUGUUUAUGGCAUGGUGCCACCGGAUUUCUGCAGGGAUCCUAAUCAUCUUUCAGUACCUUAUCAUUAUUAUGAACCUUUGGGACCCGAUGAAUGCACAAUGUACAUUUCUCACGAGCGGGGACGAAAGGGCAGCCAUCAUCGUUUCAUCACAGAGAAACGAGUGUUUGAGAACUGGGCGAGGACAUUCAAUAUUCACUUCUUCCAGCCAGACUGGAAACCAGAACCACUUACUGUAAAUCACCCCGAGAUUAAAGCAGCGGUCUGAGGGAUGAAUGCAUAAGACUGCAACCACAAUCACCGACUGUAUCAGCCAUCAGGGUGUUGGACCUUCUGGGACAGCAAGGCAACUGACAGCAAAAGGGUAACAGGAUUUGCAGCUGAUAACUGCAGCAAGUCAGGAAGUUCCGAUGAAGGAGUGCAUCCAGGGUACUUUCUUUUGAACUGUGUGUUAAUCCAGUACGUCGCCUUUUGGGCCAUUAUCUGACUUCCUGUACGUGUGUGUGAUUUGUGAAAAGCAACUCGGUAUCAUUAACGGGAUGGGUAAUUCAUUAUGGUUUUUUAAAGUACAACACCACUGAAUUUUCAUAGUGAAAACUGACAGUAUUUAUUUAAUGGAGGUUUUUAUGCAACCUAGGCCAGUAUUUUUCUAGUUCACAGUUCUGUGGGUGUUGAUCUUUCAUAAUCUUUCAAAUCCAAAAUUAAUAUUGCUGAUGGUUUGAAAGGCCUAGCUUUUUAUUUAUAAAAUUUGUUUGAAAAAUAUGAUUCUAUAUAGCAUGUAAUUAAUAUUUGAUCUGGAAAUGUUUCAUUUCUUUUAAAAAUUUUGGGCUCCAUUCCAGCCUAAAGCCUUUAACAGCAAGAAUGGUCCCAUGUGCAGAUCUAGCUAACUUUACAUUCUGGCAUCUCAUGUUAAUAUGAAAACGGUAGUGGAAAUUCUGUUUGAUAUUAAUGUGAAUUUGCUGCUGUGCUAUCAAACUGCUCUAUUUUAAUCUAGAGGUGGGGGGAAGGAAGGCAGAGUUCAUCCCAAAGAAAUCAGUUUACAGCACCAUGUCCUCAGUGCAGAAGAGUCCAACUACAGCUGAGGGGUUGUGUUUGGUUUUGCUUGUUGUGGUCCUGCAGAGGCUGAAGGAGCAGCCUUCCUGAGGCAACAAUCUGCAGAACAAGCAAGGACAAUUUGUAACAACGGCUUUCAACAACACAACCAAAUUUCUAAAACCAGGAAGCUGUGCUACAGUGUACUGCAGGACCAGCCAAAAAGAUGGUAGUGCCACACCUGUGUAAUCCAUGCCUUCCACUGUUCCAAGACCACCACUGACCUCAGAGAUCCUGGACUGCACCGAAGCUGGGACGCAGAAAGAUUUCCAUGAAAUUGUCUCCCUGAGAGCAGCGAAGUUACACCUGCAGUAUCUGUGUGACGUACGCAAGCCUGGCAAACACAAGGAGUGGACAAUGCUAGUUCUGCAUGUGGAAGCUCACACUGUGUCUUACUGGGUUACACUUGGCUUGUGAAUAAAGAAAAUUUCAUUUAUGCCAUUAUUUCUCCUUUUGCCUCACAAAUACAAAAUCUAUAACUGCUCCUGUUGAUUAUUUUGAAGAAAUUAUUGCAUGAAACACACUGACAAAGGUGUCUCUCAUUGGCCAAAUAGUAAAGCCAGAACAAAGGUACUGAAGCCUCUAAAGCCAAUGAGCUCAAACUCAGAGACAGUACACGGAAUUGGAACCAAACUCAGUAUCAUUUAAACUCAGUUAUGACAUGUUAUGACUUCGUCUUCACAAAGUGUCACAGCAACAGCUGCAGCUGCCCAGCAGAUGCCCUAGUUCUCUAGGGACGAAUUGCAGUAAAGCACCUUGUCAGAGGUAGAACAGUGUUACCCCUGUAAUGCUGUGUAAGAGAACCACGCUCCUUCAUAGAAAGGCUUGGGUUGGAAGGGACCUCAAGGAUCACGAACCUCCAACCCCCUGCCACAUGCAGGGCCACCAACCUCCCUAUUUAACAUUAGACCAGGCUGCCCCAGGGCCCCAUCCAAACUGGCCUUGAACACCUCCAGGGAUGGGGCAUCCACAGCCUCUCUGGGCAGCUGUUCCAGCACCUCACCACUCUCUCUGUUAAAGAGCUUCCCCCGAUACCCAACCUAAAUCUUCCCUCCCUCAACUUAAAACCGUUCCCCUUGUCCUGCCAUUAUCUACCCUUUCAAAGAGUUGACUCCACUCCUGUUUGUAGGCUCCCUUUAGGUAGUAAAAGGCUGCAAUGAGGUCACCCUGUAGCCUUCUCUUCUCCAGGCUGAACAAGCCCAGCUCCCUCAGUCUGUCUUUGUAGGGGAGGUGCUCCAGACCUCUGACCAUCUUUGUGGCUCUUUUCUGGACCCUCUCCAACAGCUCCCUUCCUUGCUGCAGCACUCCCCACUAUCACAAGGUAAGAAAUAAAGUACAACCUAUUUUGCCUUGGAACUUUUAUUUUAGUGCUUUUCCUGGUAUACAUCCUUCACCACACAAAAUUAAUACAAAUCUCUGCUUCUGCCAAUUACUUGUGACCCAUCUCUUGCCAGCUGAUCUCUAACUGUCCCUCAUUCAGUGAUUAUAUUUUAUCCCUUCCACUUCGUUUCACAGAAUUCUACGAAGAACAGAAUGGGUUUUGAACUGAUAGUAAUUUGCACAUCCCUUUCAGCAUGUGUACUGGGGCAUGUAUCCAACAUGUAUUACCUGAAUUGAUGAACUCUGUCAAAUUGAUUUACAGAUCAUUUCUAAUGUGACUGCAAGAGAUGGUGCAGAUCACAGUAGGUACUGUGAUGCCACAACCCUUCUGUUAUUUUAUUAGUGAUACAAUAAAAAGAUCUUUUCAUAUAGUAAGCUUUCAGUUUUCCCAUUAACUGAGAGCUGCAGGACCUACAUUCUAAAUGUUCAGAUUGUGAUGUUUCUGGUAAAAAUAGAUUG
This is a messenger RNA of Lagopus muta (rock ptarmigan), 3879 nucleotides long. It is a transcript of the gene ST6GALNAC5, whose product is annotated as ST6 N-acetylgalactosaminide alpha-2,6-sialyltransferase 5. The record is from RefSeq and is a predicted model, not a curated record. NCBI's taxonomy places the organism in Eukaryota, Metazoa, Chordata, Aves, Galliformes, Phasianidae. Gene Ontology annotation, molecular function: alpha-N-acetylgalactosaminide alpha-2,6-sialyltransferase activity. Bases 167 to 1216 code for a protein of 349 amino acids. The transcript has 5 exons. Gene Ontology annotation, biological process: oligosaccharide metabolic process; ganglioside biosynthetic process.